Molecule: messenger RNA, 141 nt
Organism: Cavenderia fasciculata
Lineage: Eukaryota; Evosea; Eumycetozoa; Acytosteliales; Cavenderiaceae
Exons: 1
Coding region: 1-141 (46 amino acids)
Source: RefSeq, a predicted model, not a curated record
AUGAGAUUAAAUCAAUGUUUAAUGAACCUCCAACAAAGUUGCAAGCCACCUAUUUGGAAACCAGUACCAAUUAUGACUGUUUGCCGUCCAGCUCUACUCUAUGCUCAUGGUGUUGCAUACUUUGAAGCUGAUCGAGUAUAG